This is a messenger RNA of Fimicolochytrium jonesii, 1701 nucleotides long. Its product is annotated as FAD-linked oxidoreductase-like protein. Gene Ontology annotation, cellular component: mitochondrion. The coding region runs from base 1 to 1701 and encodes 566 amino acids. The transcript has a single exon. Gene Ontology annotation, molecular function: calcium ion binding; proline dehydrogenase activity; FAD binding. The record is from RefSeq and is a predicted model, not a curated record. Lineage: Eukaryota; Fungi; Chytridiomycota; Chytridiomycetes; Spizellomycetales; Powellomycetaceae.
AUGCCGUUGACGCCACCCCUCCGUCACAUCACAGGGCCUUCCGCGCCCGUUAAGGCAGCAGCAGCCGCCCACCAUGCCGUACCAACCCAGCAUAACACCACAACGUCUCCAACACCACCAUCAGGCUCGUCCGAAGCGAAAGACCUUCGACCGUACGCUAACCGCACCACCGCAGAGCUUAUCAACUCACUUCUGGUCUUCCAGUUGUGCGGUAUGCCUCGCCUGGUCGAAGCGUCACCGACCAUCCUCGAAUGGACGGAGAAGAUGAAAUUGCAUGGAAUAGCCUACGCCAUUAUCAAACGCACGUUUUUCAAGCAUUUUUGUGGAGGAGAGGAUUUGAAGGAGGUUGUACCGACAUUGGAGGCGUUCAAGAAGAACCAUGUGGGCGGCAUCUUGGAUUUAGCCAUGGAGGCGGAUAUGGACGAGGCCAGUCUGGCAGGCCCCGCCGCGUUGGAGCAGGCGCGGAAGGUAGCAAACAUGUUCAAGGAGAGUGUGGACAUCGCCAGCCAGACGACGGGUAGUUUCAUUGCGGUCAAGAUUACGGCCUUGCUGCCGCCGUCGGUGUUGCUCGCGUGGAGCAAUACGCUCAACCUGCUUCAUCAGGCCUUCACGGAGGCUGAUUCCAACAAAGAUGGGAAAAUCACUGCAAAGGAGUUUGAGAAGCUCUCUAGCACGUUCCCUUUGAUCACAGGGCAGACGGCUAAGAAUCUGUUUGAGCAAAGCGACCGCGACAAGGACGGGUCUAUCGACUGGAUUGACCUCUCCGAGACGUUCACUAUUUACAAUAACGAGGCUGCUCGCGCGCUCAUUCGGAAGCCGUUGGAGCCUCAGACACCGGAUAACCCAUUGAUUACCGCCGAGCUCCUUGACACGGCCGCACCGAUUCUGCCAGAGAUAGACAGCGUGGCCCAACACGCGAAAGACCUCCGCGUCCGCAUCAUGGUGGAUGCCGAACAAACCUACUUCCAACCCGCAGUCGACGACGUUGCUCUCGUGCUCUGCAAAAAGUUCAACCCAUCUCUCAAACCCUCCGACGCUCAAUCCUCCGAAACACACUCAUCCCCACGCGGUCCCAUCGUCUACAACACCUACCAACUCUACCUUCGCGACACCUACGCCAAUCUCGUCACCGACGUGGAGCGCGCCGAACGGGCCGGCUAUGCGCUCGGCGUCAAAAUCGUGCGAGGAGCCUACAUGCACGCGGAGCGGGAGCGCGCAGAAGCUAUCGGCAUCCCGGAUCCUAUCCAGCCCGACAUCAAGAGCACGCAUAAGGCAUAUGAUGCCGCCAUUGAUUUCCUGGUUGGGAAGGUCGCAAAAGGGAUCGCUUCAACAGCAUCAUCGUCGGCAAGGCCCAUCACGUUUGUGGUGGCUUCCCACAACGCGCACUCGAUCCAGCACGCCCGCAAAGCAAUGGCGGCCGCCAACGUCGCGCCGAACGAAGGCUCGAUCGCGUUCGCGCAGCUGAUGGGCAUGCAGGAUGGGACCACCUUCUCCCUCGCGGCGCAAGGGUACAAGGUGUUCAAGUACAUACCGUACGGACCGGUGGAUGUUACUAUACCGUACCUGCAACGACGGGCGCUGGAGAACCAAGACAUUCUCAAGCCGGAUGGAGGUGUCGCGCAGGAUAGGGCGAGUUUGAUUAGGGAGCUGAAGAUUAGGUUUGGCGGUAACAGCGGAACAGUCGCUGCUGCUAGGGCUUGA